Molecule: messenger RNA, 986 nt
Organism: Closterium sp. NIES-67
Lineage: Eukaryota; Viridiplantae; Streptophyta; Zygnematophyceae; Desmidiales; Closteriaceae
Source: the annotation of a GenBank genome assembly
CCUCGCUGCAGCACCUCUGUGUGUUCAGCGACAACCUUCUGGCCGUGUCCGCUGCUGUCAACUCCACCGUGCUCUCUUCCAGUGACCCCUCACGGCUGGUUUUCCACGUCAUCACCGACGCCACCUCCUUCCCCGCCUUCGUGGUGUGGUUCUCCCGCCACCCUCCAGGUUUGGCCUCGCUGGAGGUGCGGCGGGUGGAGGGCGAGAGCGGGUGGCUCAAUGCGUCCUAUGCGCCCGCGGCAGAUGCAGGAGGCCGGCGCCAAGAGCUUCUACUUCUCUGCUGCUGCUGCCGUGGAGGGCCGGGAACCCAUCAAGUUCCACAACCCCAAGUACAUGGCGCUGCUCAACCACCUGCGGUUCUACCUCCCCCAGCUCUUCCCUUCCCUGCACCGCAUCCUCUUCCUCGACGACGAUGUCAUUGUGCAGAAGGACCUCUGUGCCCUCUUCUCUCUGGACAUGAACGGGGCCGUGAACGGUGCAGUGGAGACGUGCAAGGGGUCGUUCCACCGCUUCCACCGCUACCUCAACUUCACCGACACGCGGCUGAGAGGGCGCUUCGACCCCGAGGGGUGUGCGUGGGCGUAUGGCAUGAACCUGUUUGACCUGGAUGGCUGGAGAGGGGCCAAUGUGACGGGCACAUACCACUACUGGCAAGAGCAGAAUGUUGAUAAUUCAUUAUGGAAGCUGGGGACAUUACCGCCGGGCUUACUGGCAUUCAAUGGGCUUACACAUGCCAUCGAUCCGUCAUGGCACGUCCUGGGGCUCGGUUACAACCCACAUCUGGACAUGAAUGCCAUCUCUAAGGCCGCGGCCAUACACUGGAAUGGUAACCAGGAGCCAUGGCUGAAGAUUGCUUUACCGAAUUAUCGUAGCCUUUGGACGAAGUAUGUAAGCUUUGACGAUCCGUGGCUUUCAGAAUGUGGUGUAACAUGAUAUAACACCUCUAACCAGUUUGAACCGUGUAUGCCUCUCUCCAUAGUGCCUGA